Messenger RNA from Vitis riparia (riverbank grape), 1244 nucleotides. RefSeq names its product galactinol synthase 2. Gene Ontology annotation, molecular function: glycosyltransferase activity. Lineage: Eukaryota; Viridiplantae; Streptophyta; Magnoliopsida; Vitales; Vitaceae. The transcript is spliced from 4 exons. The record is from RefSeq and is a predicted model, not a curated record. Bases 81 to 1034 code for a protein of 317 amino acids.
CCCUCCUCCAAAACCCAACAUUCCCUCAUCUUCUUCUCUGGUUUUCCUUGUUGUUUUAGUUUCAGACUCUCAGUGCAGUCAUGGAUGUAACUACUGAUAGAGCAUACGUCACUUUCUUAGCUGGAAAUGGCGACUAUGUGAAGGGAGUGGUGGGGUUGGCAAAGGGUCUGAGGAAGGUCCGGAGCCUGUACCCACUAGUGGUGCCUGUUCUGCCUGAUGUGCCGGAGGAGCACCGCCAGAUUCUGAAGUCACAAGGGUGUAUUGUGAGGGAGAUUGAGCCUGUGUACCCGCCGGAGAACCAGACCCAGUUUUCCAUGGCUUAUUACGUCAUCAACUACUCAAAGCUUCGUAUUUGGGAAUUCGUGGAGUACAGCAAGAUGAUAUACUUGGAUGGAGACAUACAAGUAUUCGAAAACAUCGACCACCUCUUUGACUCACAAGACGGCCAUUUCUAUGCUGUGAAGGACUGUUUUUGUGAGCAGACAUGGAGUCAUUCCACCCAGUACAAAAUUGGCUACUGUCAGCAGUGCCCGAACAAGGUGGAGUGGAAGGCCGAGCUCGGCCCUCCACCGCCGCUCUACUUCAACGCCGGCAUGUUCGUCUUCGAGCCCAGUCUCUCUACCUACUCUAAUCUCCUCGACACUCUCAAAGUCACCCCUCCUACUUCAUUUGCCGAGCAGGACUUUCUGAACAUGUUUUUCAGAGACGUCUACGUUCCAAUCCCUUCUGAAUACAACCUUGUGUUGGCCAUGCUGUGGCGGCACCCCGAAAAUGUGGACCUCACCAAAGCCAAAGUGGUUCACUAUUGUGCGGCGGGAUCGAAGCCGUGGAGGUUCACAGGGAAGGAGGAGAACAUGGACAGAGAAGAUAUAAAGGAGUUGGUGAGGAAAUGGUGGGAAAUAUAUGAAGAUGAGACAUUGGAUUAUAAGACAAGCUUGAAGGAUCAUGACGAGAAGUCAAGCCAGGAUGCGCUUCUUACCGCAAUGUGUGAAGCUGGGCUUGUGCCCAUCAGGCCCGCUCCUCGAGCUGCAUAGAUGCGGGCAUGCAUGGCUGGUGGCUAUAUAUAGAAAUAUUUAUGCAAUCUGUUUAUGUGAGCAGUUUGUUGUUGGGAUUUGAGUGAUCUAUGCUUCCAUGAAGCUUUCUAUCUAAUCUACUACCUGUUAACUGUUAUGUAAUUUUUACAUGGCAAAUAAAUAAAUGUGGAUCCUAUUUCAAUAGGAAUUUAAUAACUCAAUCCACCAAUA